AUGAACCUUUUUGAUGUGGCUGAUUACUAUAUAAACAAGAUUGUAACUUCUCGAUCGAAGUUGAGCUUGGCUAAUGUUAACGAACACCAAAGGAUCAAGAUUCUGCUGUUAGAUAAAAACACCACCCCGACAAUAUCCUUAUGUGCUACUCAAAGCGACUUGUUGAAGCAGGAGAUCUACUUGGUAGAAAAAAUUGAAAAUGAACAACGGGAGGUCUCAAGACAUUUAAGGUGCUUAGUUUACGUUAAACCCACCGAAGAAACGCUGCAAUGUCUCCUGCGUGAGUUAAGAAACCCUCGAUAUGGCGAAUAUCAAAUAUUUUUCAGCAAUAUUGUUUCCAAAUCUCAGUUGGAAAGGCUAGCGGAAUCUGAUGACAUGGAGGCAGUUACUAAAGUUGAAGAAAUAUUCCAAGAUUUUUUUAUCUUGAACCAGGAUUUAUUCUCGUUGGAUUUGCAGCCUAAGGAGUUUUUGAGUAAUAAACUGGUUUGGAGCGAGUCAGGGAUUGCAGGAUGCACCAACAGUCUGGUGUCUGUACUUUUGUCCCUGAAAAUAAAACCAGAAAUUAGAUUUGAAGGUGCUAGCAAACUUUGUGAGAGAUUGGCUAAAGAAGUUUUCUAUGAGAUUGGUAAGAAUGAAAGAACAUUUUUUGAUUUCCCAGUAGUGGACUCAACGCCUGUAUUGCUGAUUUUAGAUCGCAAAACAGAUCCUAUAACUCCUUUGCUGCAACCUUGGACUUACCAAUCAAUGAUCAAUGAGUAUAUAGGUAUUAAGCGAAAUAUAGUUGAUCUCUCAAAGGUGCCUAAAAUUGAUAAAGACCUAGAAAAGGUCACUUUAUCAUCGAAACAAGAUGGCUUUUUUAAAGACACGAUGUAUUUGAAUUUCGGGGAGCUAGGUGACAAAUUAAAACAAUACGUGACCAACUACAAGGACAAGACACAAACAAAUAGCCAAAUAGACUCUAUUGAAGAUAUCAAAAACUUCAUUGAGAAGUAUCCCGAGUUUAGAAAGUUAUCCGGAAAUGUAGCAAAGCACAUGGCUAUUGUUGGGGAGUUAGACAGACAGUUGAAGACAAGAAAUAUAUGGGAGAUCAGCGAAAUAGAACAGAAUCUGUCUGCACACGAAGCUAAUGAAGGAGAUUUCUCUGAUUUGGUCAAACUGCUACAAAAUGAAAACGUAGAUAAGUAUUACAAGUUGAAACUUGCGUGUAUUUAUUCUUUAACUCAUCAGAUAAAUUCAGAUAAAACCCAUCAACUGAUUGAGCUUUUGACACAACAACUUUUACCGGAGGAUGUGAAUUUUUUCCAUAGAUUUAAAUCCUUUUUCAGCCAUCAAAGUAAAACCGCUCAAAGUAAGCGUGAUAAAGACGAUAUACUAAGUGAAUUAGCAAGAAGAUUUAAUAGUAGAAUGAAUUCUAAAAGCAAUGCAGCCGAAAACGUCUAUAUGCAGCACAUUCCAGAAAUCUCCUCGUUACUCACAGAACUUUCUAAAAAUGAGCUGUCCAGAGAUCGUUUCAAAACUGUGGGCGGCCAAAACCGUGGGACGACUCAGAACCGUAUGGAUAUGCCUCAGGAUGUCAUAUUAUUCGUUAUUGGCGGUGUAACUUACGAGGAAGCAAGGCUGGUUCAUGAAUUUAAUGAAACAAUGAAUACUAGAAUGAGAGUAGUCUUAGGAGGUACGUCUAUAUUAUCGACUAAAGAAUAUAUGAAUUCCAUAGAACUAUGA
Saccharomyces kudriavzevii IFO 1802 is the source of this 1722-nucleotide messenger RNA. RefSeq names its product Vps45p (gene VPS45). Gene Ontology annotation, cellular component: Golgi membrane. The record is from RefSeq and is a predicted model, not a curated record. Gene Ontology annotation, biological process: intracellular protein transport; vesicle-mediated transport. NCBI's taxonomy places the organism in Eukaryota, Fungi, Ascomycota, Saccharomycetes, Saccharomycetales, Saccharomycetaceae. The transcript has a single exon. The coding region runs from base 1 to 1722 and encodes 573 amino acids.